Phalaenopsis equestris is the source of this 1676-nucleotide messenger RNA. RefSeq lists its product as uncharacterized. Gene Ontology annotation, biological process: translation. The record is from RefSeq and is a predicted model, not a curated record. Gene Ontology annotation, molecular function: structural constituent of ribosome. Lineage: Eukaryota; Viridiplantae; Streptophyta; Magnoliopsida; Asparagales; Orchidaceae. Gene Ontology annotation, cellular component: ribosome. The transcript is spliced from 5 exons. The coding region runs from base 114 to 1514 and encodes 466 amino acids.
CCGGGCCGGUUCUAUACCUAAAUCGGUUAGGCCUAAAUGACCGGCUGAUCCGCUCUUCUUCUUCUUCUUUGCAUCUCCGUCGCCGAGCCCUAGACGUUACUCAGGGCGGGACCAUGUUUCGCCACCUCAAACCCCAAACGAGAACCCUAAUAAGCCCCACUUCUCGAUCUCUCCCAUGCUUCUGUUCUUCUUCGUCCUCCUCCUCCUCGCCCUCCCCUCUGCCACCUGACCAUGACUCAUCCGUUGAUAGCGAUUCUCUUCCGUCUGAUCGCACAGAAACUAGUGGAUCUUCACCUACAUCUCCUCCCUCCUACACUUCCUACUUUAGUGAAAUUAAGGAGCGGCUCAAGUCCCUUCCAGCACAGCCUCGCCGCAUUCCCAGAGAUCCCCCGCCUCCCCCUGCAUUUUCCGCUGCCACUAAGUCCCCGCCGGCCGCUUCCCUCGAGGAGAUUCGAAAACAUCUCGCCGAAUUCCGGCUUAAAUCCGGCGGGUCUGCUUCUGGUGACCGCCCUUCCUCCGGCUCUCCGCUCUCGUUCCAGGAUCUUCUCAAGAACAAUGUUUUUGGAAAACCCAGUUCCAGUGACGGAACCACUGGUCCCGAUGCUGGAAAGGCUUUUCCAUUCGAUUCAAUCAGGGAGAGCCUCAAGAAGUUCAGGGCUUCAUCCCGUGAAACUGAGGGCCAAGCACGGAGCUCCAGCUUCAACAUCAGAGCUUUCCAGGAUGGCGUGAGGGAGGGGCUCGGGGAGAGUGGGAGGGGUCCACAACUCAUCGGCACUGACAAGUUACCUGAUUCGAUUUUUGGGAAAGAGAGGAGAGAGAAGAAGGGGGAAGGGGAAGAAGGGGAGUCAAAAGUUCUGAGGACGGAGUUUGUGAAGAUGUAUGGUUAUGAAGAACUUGGAGAGAAGUUGCAGAGACUAAGGCCGGAAAAGGAUGGGAAAAAGGGGGAGUGGUUUUCACUUACUGAAUUGAAUGAGAGGCUCGCAAAGCUUAGGGAGUUGGAGGAGAAGGAGACAGAAUCCAAGAUGGGUGGAGUAUCCAUUAGAGAUCUCAGGGAGAGCCUUCAGAGGCUCAAGGAUUCAAAUGCCAUUAAAAAGGCAAAUAUGCAAAGGUUCUCUUUGUUCACCAACUUGGGCCGUCAAGGAACGCAAACUUUCAUGCUUAAUCCUCCUCAGGAGCACCUUGUACAAAAUUAUUUUCAUCCAGAUCAUAUGUCUUCAGGUGAGAAAAUGAAGUUGGAACUAAAGAAGGUUAGAGAUGAAUUUAAGAUGUCGGAGAACGAUUGUGGAUCUACUAGAGUACAAAUUGCUCAGCUCACAACCAAAAUCAAGCAUCUAUCAUCAGUUCUACAUAAGAAGGACAAGCAUUCUCGAAAAGGGCUCAAUGAAAUGGUUCAACAUAGGAAGAAACUGCUUAAGUAUCUUCGGAGAACAGACUGGGAUUCCUACUGCCUUGUUCUCUCCAGGCUUGGUCUCAGGGACAUUCCAGAUUACAAGAUUCCUGAGUACAAGAGUUAAUUAUUUCUUUCUCUUCUCUGCAAGGUAUGCUGCCUAUACCAAAUGUUCCUCGCUGUUAGGUGCUUUUGCAGUGAUUUGUUUUUCAGCGAUCUGAUACUGUUUUAAUCAUUAUUACAGAUCAUAAAUUGUUUUCUUAUUGAAAUCAUCACAUGAGCUUUAUUC